Messenger RNA from Alligator mississippiensis (American alligator), 987 nucleotides. It is a transcript of the gene MGST1, whose product is annotated as microsomal glutathione S-transferase 1. Gene Ontology annotation, cellular component: mitochondrion; membrane. Gene Ontology annotation, molecular function: glutathione transferase activity. The transcript is spliced from 4 exons. Lineage: Eukaryota; Metazoa; Chordata; Crocodylia; Alligatoridae. Bases 129 to 596 code for a protein of 155 amino acids. The record is from RefSeq and is a predicted model, not a curated record.
GCGGGGCGGAGCCGGGCAGGCGGGCCCUGAGGGGAAGCGCUGCAGCCCGGGCGGGAGAGCCGGAGCCGAGCGGCGCGGGACGCAGCGUGCAGCCUCAGCCGGCAGGUCUUUGUUGGAAAAACACAGAAAUGUCUAAAAUUACUCAACUAAUGAAAAAUGAGGUCUUCCUGGCUUAUUCCACCUAUACAGCCAUUGUCCUUUUAAAAAUGAUGCUAAUGAGUCUUAUAACAAGUUUCUUCAGACUAACAAGAAAGGCAUUUUCUAAUCCAGAGGAUAUAACUACAUUUGGUAAUUAUGAGACUGCUAAAAAGUACUUGCGGACUGACCCAGAAGUUGAACGUGUGCGCAGAGGCCACUUGAAUGAUCUUGAGAAUAUUGUCCCGUUUAUUGGCAUUGGUCUGCUGUACGCCCUGAGUGGUCCUGAUCUGUCCACAGCCUUGCUGCACUUCAGGAUCUUCGUCGGAGCAAGACUUUUUCAUACAAUUGCAUAUUUGACACCACUCCCCCAGCCCAGCAGAGGUUUGUCUUGGCUUCUUGGAUUUGUGGUCACCAUUUCCAUGGCAUACAGGGUACUGACGACUGGCUUGUACCUGUAAUGAAAACACUUAGUCUCUUUGUACUGUUUAGCAUUCCACAUAACAUUUCCAGCAUUAUGUUAGAUUUAACAGCACCCUUCUUGCAUGGAGAUAUCUCAUUUUUGCUACAGUUUUUACAUGGUGGGCAAACUGCAUUUUUUUUAAACAAAGAGGUUCUUCAUUCCUGUUGAAAUAUUUUUUAAGCAAAAUUUCCCUUCUGCUGUCCUCCCUAUUCACAGGCUGCUUAGCCAACAUGUUAGAUUGAAUGGUCUCUCUGUGAUUUGUUGAAGACUUAUGAUUCUGAACAUAUGACAACAGUAUAUUAAUGGCGUGUGUGGUAAUUUUCUACUCAUUCACUAUUUUGGCUGUAGCUCUGAAGCCUAAAUCAGUAAAGACAAGAGAAAAAAAAUAA